UAUUUAAGUACCCAUCUCCUCUUCUUCCUCUGCCAAAUCCUUUCAUGAAUACAAUUUAACAUUCUCCUAAUCUUAUUUGGCUAGCUAAUCCCAUGAAUCCUCCUAUAUCACAAACUACUCCUUCACCGUAUGUAACUGCUUGUAGUUCCAGCGUUAGCAGCUGUAGUAGCGCCACCUCCUCCACUGAGAUUAGUGAUGAUAGCCCACCAACAUCCUUCCGUUUUCAGCUCCAACAUGUGGAUCAUCAUUAUCCAACCAAAUCUUACUCGUAUCGAUUGCUGGCAGUACUCUCUGAGCAUGUAGGACCAGUUUCUUGCUUGGCUUUGUGUGGUGAAUUCGUCUUGAGCGCUUCACAAGGGAAGGAUAUUAUAGUUUGGCAACAGCCUGAUUUGAGGCUCUUCACAAAGUUCGGACAAGGGGAUGGAUCUGUAAAGGCAUUAGUAACAGUUGGGAAUAGGGUCUUUACUGCCCAUCAAGAUAGUAGGAUUAGAGCAUGGAAGGUGUCCAGAAGCUCAGAGAAUGUGUUUAGGCUCCUUGACACACUCCCUACUGCAAAGGACUAUUUAGGGAAGUUCAUGAAGCAGAGUAAUUACGUGCAAACUAGGAGGCACCAUAAGAAAUUAUGGAUUGAGCAUGCAGAUAGUAUAUCUUGUUUAAUACUUCAUAGUGGUUUUAUUUAUUCUGGUUCUUGGGAUACGACUCUUAAGGUAUGGAGGAUAUCAGAUUUGAAGUGCCUAGAGUCAAUUAAGGCUCAUGAUGAUGCUAUAAAUGGCUUGGUGGCUAGUAAAGGGAUAGUGUAUUCAGCCUCAGCAGAUGGGAAAAUAAAGGCUUGGGGAAAAGAAGGAAAGAGCCCUCAUUUUUUGAAGGGGACUUUGGAGGGUCAUAAGGAUGCUUCUCUUAAUACAGUGGUAGUUUCAGAAGAUGGGAGAUGGGUGUAUGGAGGGGGCUCAGAUGGGUUUUUGAUGGGAUGGGAAGGGAGUGGAGAUUUUGCUAGUUGGAAGUUGGUGUCAGAGACAAAGGCACAUCAAAUGGCAGUUCUGUGUAUGUGUUUAAUGGGGGAGUUUUUGUGCAGUGGAUCAGCUGAUAAGAGCAUUAGUAUAUGGAAGAGAGAGGCUUAUGGUAAACUUUGUAAAUCAGUGGUCAUAAGUGGCCAUGAAGGGCCAGUCAAGUGUUUGCAAGCAUCGCCUAAUUGUGUUGGUGGCGGGUUCUUGCUCUAUAGUGGUGGCCUUGACAAGAGUGUGAGGGUAUGGUGGGUGCCCAAGCAUUUCAACCAGAUACAGGACACCUCUGCAAUACAGAGUACAGCGGAACAAUCCAUCACCUUGUGUUAGUAAGACUUUCAAGGCUUAGAGAUGAGGCACUAAUUCCUUUUUCAAUUUGUUCUUUUAGUCAGAUUGUGUCAUAAUUUUUUAUUGAAGAGCAUAGGCAAAACAGCAAAACAGCAUAAUUUUUUUUUCCCUUGCUUUUGUUUUCACAUUUCUGGUAAGUGCAAUUGCUGUUUUAGUGAAACAAUGUGUUAUUUUAGCAUUUAUUAGGUGAGCUUUAGGACCAGAACAUGGCGUUGGCAUUUGCUUCACCUGAAAUUGCUGCCCCACUAAUAGAGGAAAAGAACAAUAAUCAGAUGUACUCAAGUUCCCUUAAAAUCUUGACCGACCAGAAAGAACAAGAAAAGGACAAUGGAAUAAGGAUCCUUAAUCACAUAUCAAUCUCGAUUUUGAUAUGCAAAUUGUCUAACAGUCUGGCUGUCCAAACUUUUGCAGGUUCUUAUUCUCCACUCUAACAAAUGGAAUCCAAGGGGGUUGCAAAAUGCCCAUUUAAGAUUUUAUUACUUACAUAUUUAUAUACUCUGAGAAUUGAAACCAAAGCAAUUAUUUUUAUAUUCACAAUAUUCCAAAUAAAAAUAUUCUCCAAGAAAUGGUGUGACAAUUCUACAUUUCCUGACCCCUUAAAUUAUUUUUAUUAAAUAAAAAUAAACAACAAUCUAGCUAUUCUUAGAUGGGAAUCGUGUGUCAAGUCUCAAUCUAGCUAUCAAUGGAUUGGACACACACA
Molecule: messenger RNA, 2049 nt
Organism: Manihot esculenta (cassava)
Lineage: Eukaryota; Viridiplantae; Streptophyta; Magnoliopsida; Malpighiales; Euphorbiaceae
Product: protein JINGUBANG
Exons: 1
Coding region: 93-1331 (412 amino acids)
Molecular function (GO): protein binding
Source: RefSeq, a predicted model, not a curated record